ACGCUUGUGCUGAAGGUGCCGUAGCGUGUUGCGUAUCGUCAAAGCCGCGCUGAUCUGCAGUUCCAUGUUGUGCCAGAAAUCUUUAGACACAGUUCAUUGAAUUAAGUUACGUAAAUGGGCGUGACCGAGCAAGUCUAGAAUGAGAUUGAUACUGAUUCUGGUUGUUAUUGGCGUUCAGAGUGUGCCUUUUGGCGUUACUGCGAGCGCCGAGAGGGUAUUCGAGCUCGCCAUCGGUUUGCCGUCUGAAUCUGCUGACAAUACCACGUCAGUGAGUGACAUACGGGAGGCUUUGAAGAGAGCACUAGAAGAUGUAAACGCUCGUCGCGGACACUCUGGCGUUCGUCUUCACAGUAACUUUACUCUGACUGCUUGCAUUCUCGAAAACGUGGAUUCUCCGGCGCAGGCAUUCGGUGCACUAUUUUCUUGUCUAACGACUGGCUCGCCGAAGUCGUCGAUUGCAGCCAUCGCGCCCUUCUACCCUAGCCACGUUCCAGCGCUAGCCGCUACUACAAUCAACGACAUUCCAUUGGUGUCUCCUGUUUUGUCUCGCGCCAAUGUGAGUGACUAUCUGUUUCAAUCAACGGAGCAUUUCGUCAGCAUGUUUUAUCACAAUCUGUUUCGAGGCUUUGAACUUGUUGAUGGCAGCAUACUCGACCGUUACAAGUGGAAGGAUCUGGCUAUUUUGGUCUCCAACACUUCUGAGGCUACUGAAGCGGUCUUACAGCUAAAAAAUUUUAACGGCUUGAUUAACUAUACUAUUGUCAAGGAAGAAAUUAUUGCUCCAAUUUCGGAUAAGAAUGCUACGUUUAGCAGUUCGAUAAAGAGGGCAAUUGAUGGCAUAAAAGACAGCGGAGUGACAAUUAUUGUUACGUCACUGGAGGCUCGUGUUGAGGUGUAUCAUGCAGUAUUCUCAGAAGCGAACAGGCAGGGAAUAGUGAGGGAAGACUACGCGUGGAUUUGUCUCUCAGUUCCUAGCCAGAGUGUCUUUGAGAGCUCACCGCUUUACCGUGAUACUGUACCUCAUAUGGAAGGUGUACUGGGAACUCAAGUCAACAUGACUGCAGAUGAGAGCUCGUGGAACGUGAGUCAAGCUAUACUGAAAAACCCCCUGAUGGCCAAUACGUACGAUUCAGUGUGGAGCGUUGCUUUAGCUAUCGACGCCAGUCUUCGCCAAAAUGUUACUCUAAAUUUCAGCAAACCGGAUGUUUUUAAUUUCAGCUAUCUGCUAGAGAGCAAAAUGCUACUAUACCAACUCAAAUCGGUGCGCUUUGUUGGUGUUUCUGGUCACGUGGCUUUCCAAAAUGAUGGAACACGGGAACCAAGGUUUGACGUUUUCAACAUAGUAAAAAACUCUUCGAAUCACGCACACUUCAACUUCAUUCGAGUCUUCCAAUGGAACCAACUAUCAAAGCUCAUAGAGACGGGACCGACUCCACGAUGGCAUGGCGGUGGGUACUGCGUCCCUGUGGGAAAGCUAGACGCAUGUCGUCGGAAGCUGCGCGUGCUCGUCGCUUCCGAGUAUCGUCCCUACAUUCAAUAUCACUCGAACCGACAAGGAAACGAGAGGUUUUCCGGCUGGGCUGUCGACGUGUUUAAGUAUGUGAUAAAGGGAUGCGUGGAGAACUAUGAGUUGGAGAGGCAUAAUGGCACGUGGAUAAAGAUGCUUACAUCACUCAGUCAACAAAACAGCACAUACGACAUGGCAAUAGCCCCCCUUCCAUUCUAUAUGCUAAAAUUAACACAUUUUGGUGUCACUUUUACAAAAAAUAUUGGCACGUUUACGAUUCGAGCUCUCGUCACUCAAGGGAAAGAUCCGUUUCAAGGAUUCGAUCGGGUUCUUGAUCCUUUCUCGACCGUCGUUUGGAUAUGCAUUUUUGUCUUUUUCGUGUUAGCCGGCAUCGUUAUGUAUCUCCUAGAAAGGAAGAGAGACGAGUUCCCGGAGGGGGCCCCCGGGUUGUGGGAUUCCAUAUUCUACUCUUUCUCGACUCUUAGCUACACACAAGAUCUCGAUGCCGCAAUAACGCUGCCUGGGCGCGUUUUUGUUCUCGUCAUUUGUUUUGCCGUUCUUAUUCUUACGUCGUGCUUCACGGCUAAUCUCACGGUUUCUAUCCUACAGACGAACAAUCUGGCAUUCACGACGUUCACAGAACUGAAACAACAGAAGGUUGGCGUCCUAUCCGUACAUGCGUUAGGCAGCUACUUGACGGGAAAGACCGGAUUUACCUUUACAUUCAAUAAAACAAAUAUUAUUAGUUUUCCAGACACAGCUCAAGUUGACGCUGCACUACGCAACGGCACCAUUUCAGCGUUCCUCGACGACGAGGGUGUCGUGAGUGUACUGCAAAGCGAAGACGCAUCAUGUCAACUUGCCACGGUAAAAGCCACGCUGAAAGACGUUCAUGUCGGAUUCGCUUUACGAAGCACCGCCCUUAGUGAGAUUCACAAAGAUCUAAUAAACUUUUUUGACUCGCGAAUUUUAACAGCUUGGGACGAUGGUUACUUCGAAGAGCUGGAGGAGCGUUACUUUCCGGUAGGAAGACAACACAUCAACUGCCAAGAGGGCAGUCUCAGUGGUAACAAUAGAGCACUUAAUCUAUUGGAUAUGGGAGGUAUUUUCUUGGUUCUUUUUGCAAUCGCCUGUGUAUGUCUGCUAGGCAAUGCCGGACUGAUAAUGCUACGUAAACAUGGUUGCAUAAGGUAUGAUCUAGAUCACAGCAAGCCUGGAGUGUUUGCUACAGGCCAGCUAAUCAAACGAGCUAUUGACACGGUUACAGCUACAAGUUCAAUGGCGUCUAUUCAAGCUGGCAGGACAAGAAAUCUCUUGACGGAUGGUGUUUUACGCAACGGUCAUGUUAUCGGAUCAGGGUUUUCAACAGCGCAAGAUGGUGGUCUGGUUUACGGUAUGGACUGUCAACGACUCGAUGUUCGCACUAGACAAUUGCCUCCAUUGGCGAAAGAUGAAUACAAAGACAAAAUGGAAAUGGCAUUUGGCGGAGAUAGAAACGAACCUCUACCUGAAAUACAGACAUAAUAAGCAGUAAACUCUUUUAGUCAUAAAAGCAAGAAAACAGUUCAGUGUUGAGUAAAUGACCGUGACAGUGUUAAGUGUACGCUUCGCGGUACGGUUAGAUACGCUCUUUCGCGUUUGUGUGGCCGUCGUACAUAUUGUGAUGUGACUCUAUGCGUACAUAGUGCUAGCAAUCUUGUUUAAUUUAGAGCCGUAGAAAUAAAGGUAUAUAAAUAUUUUAUGAAGGUGGGAUA
Molecule: messenger RNA, 3261 nt
Organism: Corticium candelabrum
Lineage: Eukaryota; Metazoa; Porifera; Homoscleromorpha; Homosclerophorida; Plakinidae
Exons: 3
Coding region: 140-3031 (963 amino acids)
Cellular component (GO): plasma membrane
Molecular function (GO): signaling receptor activity; ligand-gated monoatomic ion channel activity
Source: RefSeq, a predicted model, not a curated record